AUGAAGUCCUCCUUUGUUGCUCUCGUGCUCGCCGCAGGUGCCUCCGCCCGCACCUUCACCGUCACCAACAACUGCCCCUUCACCAUCUGGCCUGCCAUGUUCACGGACCCGAGCUCCCCCGGGAAGAUCACCUCGCGCCCGAACGGCUGGGUGCAGAACGCGCACUCGACCGUCUCCUUCGCCGUGCCCGACAACUGGCAGAAGGGCCGCAUCUGGGGCCGGCGCGACUGCGACUUCAGCGGCCCGAACCCGGGCCCGAACUCGUGCGUCGACGGCGGCUGCAACGGCGGCCUCGUCUGCGACCCGACGACCGGCACCGGCGUCCCCCCCGUCACCCUCGCCGAGUUCACGCUCAGCGGGUCCGGGGGGCUCGACAACUACGACGUCUCGCUCGUCGACGGCUUCAACCUGCCGAUGAGCGUCACGAACAACCAACAGUGCCACACCGCGAGCUGCCCCGUCGACCUCAACCCGAACUGCCCCCAGCAGCUCAAGGGCCCCUUCGACUCGAGCGGCACCGCCGUCGGCUGCAAGAGCGCCUGCGUGGCCCACCUCGCCUCUGACCCCAACAACGACCCGAACUGCUGCACCGGCAGCCACAACACCGCGGCGACGUGCCCGAGCUCGGGCGUGCAGUUCUACUCUUACUUCAAGAACAACUGCCCGGACUCGUACGCGUUCGCGUUCGACGAGCCGAGCGGGACCGCCCUGUGGACCUGCCCUUCCGCCAAGAAGGCCGACUACACCAUCACCUUCUGCCCGUAA
Molecule: messenger RNA, 765 nt
Organism: Epithele typhae
Lineage: Eukaryota; Fungi; Basidiomycota; Agaricomycetes; Polyporales; Epitheliaceae
Product: thaumatin-like protein
Exons: 7
Coding region: 1-765 (254 amino acids)
Biological process (GO): defense response
Cellular component (GO): extracellular region
Source: RefSeq, a predicted model, not a curated record